AUGCCCGGCAAGUACAUCGAGAAAUACGAUCAGGUCCCUGUGACCAAGGAGAAGCUUGAUUGGGCUGAGCUGAUCACGCUCGAUCUUAGCCAGUAUGAGCAGCCCGGUGGCAAGGAGUCUCUAGUUAAACAGUUGGACCACGCAGUCAGAAACGUCGGUUUCUUCUAUGUCAAGAACUUCAAUAUCAGCCAAGAAGAGAUCGACAACCAGUUCGCCCUAGGACGCGAAUUCUACGCUCUGCCACUGGAAGAGAAACUCAAGUUCCACAGCGCCAGUGAUCUCGCAAGAGGAGAAUACAACUCCUACCGCCCAGCCGGACACCGAAUUCUGGGCAAUGGCAUCAAAGAUAACGUCCAGGUAUACAACCUGCCAAAGUUCGAUGGCUACCACGAAAGACCCCAGCCCUCCGUUCUCGCCGAUAACAUUCAAGAGAUCGAAGCCUUCAGCCGAAAAUGCCACACCGAAGUAGUCGAAAAGCUACUUCGUCUCUUCGCAAUUCUCCUCGAGCUCCCUGACGAGGACCAGCUCGUCCGUGACCACCAAUACGACGUCAAGGGCGAAGACCACCUGCGCUAUAUGCACUAUGCCGCGCGCAGCCCAGAAGAGAACCAAAAGGUCGGCGAGCUUUACAGCCCCGGCCACACGGACCUGGGAACUGUGACUCUACUCUUCCGUCAACCUGUCGCGGCUCUGCAGAUCCUCAACUCGGAGGGGAACUGGAAGUGGGUGCAGCCCCAGGAUGGAACCAUUACGAUCAACACCUGUGAUGCGUUGACGGCGCUCACGGGUGGUUUGAUCAAGUCGAGUAUUCAUCGUGUGCAUGCGCCGCCUGCCGACCAGGCUCAUAUUGAUCGAUUGGGAGUGUUGUACUUUGCUCGGCCUAAUAACCACGUUGUGCUCGAUCCUAUUGCGAAUAGUCCUGUUUUGCAACGGUUGGGACUCACUAGUAAUGCUUUCACGGAGCUUGGGCAACAUCUGACCACGGAGGAAUGGGUUAAGGUUCGACAGACUCAGCAGCAACGGAAGAAUAAGGAGGUUGAUAUUUCCAAGGAUGGGAAGUAUACUUAUAAGCCGAAGGACCUUGAGAUUCUCCCUGGUCUGCAAGCUGCUAUCUAUAACUAG
Penicillium brevicompactum is the source of this 1122-nucleotide messenger RNA. RefSeq lists its product as uncharacterized. The record is from RefSeq and is a predicted model, not a curated record. The transcript has 6 exons. Gene Ontology annotation, molecular function: dioxygenase activity. Bases 1 to 1122 code for a protein of 373 amino acids. NCBI's taxonomy places the organism in Eukaryota, Fungi, Ascomycota, Eurotiomycetes, Eurotiales, Aspergillaceae.